UCUUACUAGGGACAAGGGUAAAUAACUCUGAUGUGCAAAAUAUUUGUAAUAAGAGAAAACAUGUCUGGGGCGUGGGCGAGUGAAAUUGAACCAGAAGUAUGUAAAAUUUUGAUUGUUUAAGCCCUAGAUUUAUCCAUAGUUAUUUUACCUAUGUUUUUAAUGGUAUAAAUUAAUUUAGUGUGAUAUAAACUACGAAAAGCUAUUGUUGAUUCAAUGUUUUUCUACGACAGAUUGAUCGUUAGUAGAAUUGCCUGUUCUCGAUAACCGGCACUUGUCGGCUACUCUAAUUUUCUUUCACUCUCUAUUAUUAUUUUUUUUAAAUAUGAGUAAUUUAUGGCUUAAAGUUAGUGUGAAUGAAAUAAUUACUUGGCCUUUAUAUUAUUUUAAACAAAUCGUUGCAUUACGUAUUAGCCUAUGAUCUCUAUGCAAUUUCAAAAUGUCCAAAUGAUUUCCCUUUUAUACUUUUAACUUUUACUGAAAGUUUCAGUUUUAGCCUUCCACUUCCACAAUUUAAUGUAGUAGUUUAGUUAAACCUCGGUGCCUAUGCUAGCCUUUUAUGUACAGACUAUAGCGACUUUCUAAGGAACUAGAAAUUUGAAAAAAAGGGUUGGGUAUGUGAGUAUGUCACACUAUCACUAUCCUCACUAUCACUAUGUGAUCAACAUUGAUUUUAGUUUUAGUAAUAGUAGACCUUAUUUGCCUUAUCACUUUUUAGUUAUUAGUAUUAGCCUAGAAUUGGCACCAUCCAUGUCAUGUGUAUCAUACUUAGUACAUUAUCAUGUUAACUCAGUUUUAACUGUCACUGUUUUAGUUAAGGCAGUGUCUACACGCAGGACGUAUAUCUCCCGCACUAUUUUUCUGGCGACCAAGUCAUGGACCGCAGGGAGAAAACUUUAUCGAGAUAUUCGUCCGGUGGCCAAGUCACAUGACGGUAGUAACAAAGUGGCGAGAGAUAUAAAAAUAAUAAUUUAUAGAAUUUAGCCAAUUUAGUCCGUCAGCCUUGUCACGUGACAAAAUAUCUCUCGCCACUUUGUUACGGCGGUCAUGUGACUUGGUCGCCGGGCAAAUACUGCGGGAGAUAUAUGUCCGCCCGCCGGACGUUUAGACACUGCCAAGUAAUUAUGGACUCUAGAAGGAAGCAAUGCUGAAAGGGAGACAAUUACGGUUAUACAAAUACGAAUGGUAAAAAUAUAAUAGUGAGGGUGAUAAAUAAUUAAGUUUAAUGGCGGGGAGGCCGAUAGUUUACAAAGAAAUAGACCCUACAUCUUAAUAUAGGGCAGAUAUAGUGGUAGCCUAGCCUACUUCUCAUAUAAUACUAAAUAAUAAAUACUAAUCCUGAAUACAACUUUAUUGACAUAGGUCUAUUGAAGUCUACUGGUCUUAUUUUAUUUGGUUCAUAUUUUAAAUUUAGGCAUAAAGGUAGAGCUUUAUAAAAUGUAUUAACCAAGAUUAGGGACUUUUUUCUUUGACUUUGAAAAAUCGGAAUCAAAUAGACUAGUAAUAGUUGUAGUAAUAGUACUACUAGUUAGUAUCUAGGCCGACUAGUUUAAUAUUCAAAGUCAAACACUUUAUGUAUCUCAGAGCAUUAGAAUAUAUUAACAUUUUCAGCAUUUAUUUAUUAUCUAGGGAUCGGAAUAUCAAUUAAAUUUGCCGGCGACCACUUGUCACAUGACCUGCCGGAAUAAUAACGCCUACCAGUCGCCCGGCGGUCAUGUGACAUGCUCGCCGGACGUAUAUCUCCCGCUUUUCUUUUAGUUAAUAGUAUUAAAUGCUAUUUAUUGAUGACUGAUCACUUUUAAGCAGAGUUUUCAAUUAAAAACUCCAUGUCCAUAUUUAACAGAUAGAAGUAUAUUAAAAUGGUUUAAUAUAACAAACAAUGAACAAUUAAGCAUAUUUAUUGUUUUUUCGCCAAUUAGGCCUUGUGUGUCUUAAACUAGUUAUACUUGUAUAAUUUAGUUGCCGUACAUUGGUUUUUAAAAGAUAUUUUUUAAUUUCUAAGUUCUCCUGCCUUGUAUACAACAAAAUCAAUAUAAUGAAUGGUGCAAACCUCUUGAGACUGAGCCAUUUAGACUGUCUGUGCCUAAAAGACUACGUCCUUUUCACAAGCAUUGCACUAACAUUGCAAAACAAUUUAUAAAAAAUACACUCAUUACUUUAAAAAUAUUAAACUACAUAUAUUCUCUUGUAGAUAAUUGAAAAAAAAACAAAUACAUUCUUUAUGGAUCAAUCUGAAAUUUCAACAUUAUGACACAUCCUGAUUUGCAUAAUUUUUGCAAGCAAUUUUUUAACACUUGAAAUAAAAUAGUGAGAUGAAAAAGAAAUGCAAGAAUCAAUCUGAAUAUCUGGUAUGAAGAGCCAGGCAAUCUGGAGGCUUAUAUUAUUUGGCCGAUAUAUCGACCUUUCACCUUUUUCGCUAUAAAACUCUGGGCUGAUAGAUCGGCAAAGCCAUCUCAAGGGGGUUAAUUUGUUUCACACACCAACUAACAGACACAGUCAUACACUGAUACGAAUGACUGUCUUAUAUUUCAGAUUGCUACUGUCUAUUACUAUUACUCUAUUAAAACAUACUCUAUACUAAACUGUACUGUUCUUGCUUUAAGUCAUAAGAUUAAGUUAACUACUAAACAGUAGCAAAGGCCAUUUAUAUUGGCAGAUUUGGACAACAGACAGUAUUAGUCAUUUUUUUUAAUCAAAUGAUUUUCAAUGCAAUUUUAAAAAUAGCAGAACUUUACAUCACAUCUUUGUGAUUCACUGUUAAUUAAUUUUUUUUAAAAAUAAGUAGUGUUUCCCAGUACAUCAAAUGAAGUAUCUGUGGUGUGAAUGCAGUGAACCCGCAGAAGUCAGUGGACUUUCAAGGACAGCCAAAUGAGCCAUUUUAUUUCAUGCCAUCAGUGUAUUCUGCAUCCUCUUUACUCCUCCCUUACCAUUACCCCACACCACUUAUGAAAUAGAUAAUAUUGUUUGUGACUUCUUUCUUCCAGUAUGUGCCAGGAUACUACGGGCCUUAUGGGGACUAUGACAUGUCCCAUACUGGUAAGAACAUUAAUUUUUAUUAUAUAUAUAUUUUUUUUUAAUUUGCCUAGUUAAUUAUAUCAAUUAAAGCUUAAAAAUCCACAAAAACUGUAUUAAACAAGUGUAUUUUUCAGUGUAACAAGGUUUGAUUCUUUUUUAAUGUUUUCCAAUUUUGAUCAGAUCAAUUAUCCCAUUGGCUUAUGUGUAAAGUUUUCACUAGAUAUAUGAAUGGUUGAUAACUCCAUUAAAGCAACAACAGCAAAAAAAUUGCUUAGUUACUGUAGUUAUGACAAUUUUAAAUGUUUUUUGUUUUAUUAAUGUGCAAUAUCUAUUUAGAAUGGAUAUAGUCCAAUGAUUUUGUCCAAAUAUUAACAUUGCAAAAUUAAAUUCAAGUGAAACGAAGGUGGAGGGUUCUUUAUACCCUCUGGCCUAAAGUAACCUUGAAACAUUUACAAAACUUUAUUUUUUUGGGUGUCUUAUGAAGAGACAUAAAGCAUUCAUAUAAAAUACACACAAAAAUCCAGGUCAUUGGCAAAUACUUGUCUUAACAAAUGUCUCACUUUAGCCUAGAAAAUUUCUCCAACAUCUAUGCUCUUAUCAAGAUUAUCUUAGUUUCAUUUUUAUUGUAACUCUUUUACAAGUUAAAAAAAUAUCUACUUUAUUUCGUAUUCUUAAUUUAAUGUUGAUUUUAAGUAUAUUCCUUACUUGCAUUCCUCUUCUUUAUAAUAACUACACUCUAGUAUUAUAGAUUACCUUUGUUUCUUUGGCUAAUUUAACCCAGUAAUCAUAAAGGGGAAAGCGCAUUAUAGUUAAUGACUGUUAAUAGCUGUUUAAUCUUCUUUCAUGCAAUAAUGCUACUAUUGUCUCAACCUGAAUAUAAAUUUUUAGUAAUCUUAUUUUGUAUAUAAUAUAGUGUCUAUCAAUUUUACCAAAACAUCUCAUAUAUCACUACAAUAUCUAAAUGUGUAUUUAAUAAAUACUUUAAUAAAUAGGUAAAAUAGAGAUGUUGGGGGAAAUUCAUUUUCUCUUAUGCUCUAGCCCAGUGGUCGACUAAUCUGAGUGUGGCUUGGCCAGCCAGUCACAAAUUGGUCUUGGCACCAAAAAACCUGGUUCUUGACAAGUUUUUGCAAAGAAAGUUGGCUCUAAAAAAAAUUUUAAUCGCCCUGAUGCUGAUUUUUAGCUCAUUUGACAAAUCAGUUUGCCAACCACUGCCCUAGCCCAUUUACUGAUAAGCCACCAUGGAUUUAGAUACCUGUGAUGUCGAGAAGAGGGAUGAGUCGUAUCUCUGAUUUUUAUUAAAAUAUUUGGUUUUAAUAAAGGUGUCAACACUCUAAGGUUACAUGGUAACAUUAUGAAAAGUAAUAAGUUGAUUAGUUUAGUUAUUUUUAAUAUGUUUUUAAUUAUAUUAAUGUUUUAAAAUGUAGAUAACGCUUCUUUAUCAUAAUAUAGGUGAUCCUCGCCAGGACUUGGAGUUUGAACGACAUUACUCUGCUCACAGCUACAUUGUACCUGAAGUGAUCAAGAACUUUUUGCUAUUUUUUCAAAAAUGCAUCAACUCCCAAGAUCUUUUAGAAAUUCAAAACUCAUAUGAAAAUGGGUGAGCUUUAGAAAUUGCAAUUUAUUUUGAAAAGCUAUAUAAGAUAGAGUGAUUUUUAUUUUUAAUAAGCAUCUUCUCCAAUAUAUAUAUGGCACCCUUCCGCCUUCACGACACGAUCUUUGCUCGUCAAGUGGCUAUUGACACAUCAUCAAAUGGCUUAAGAAGGCUGAUCCUGGAAUGGCAGUCUUGGCUGCACUUCUUGCAAGAGAACCUUGACUCCUGGUUAAAUUUUGCCUCCUGUAACGCUCUUUUUGUUGUAAGGGCUUUGUUUUUACAUAUCUGCUGCCUGUUUGGUUCCAGCUGAAACUGUGCUCCCAUUCGUUGCUAUCUAUUUUGGCUUCCCUCGUGUUCCUUUCACAAAUGGCCUUAAAUCUCAGUGUCGGCUAUCCAAUAAGUCAUGCCCCUUCUGCCAACUCUCCAUACAGCUGUUCCUUUGUAAUACAGCCUUCCUCUAUUCCCCUUACAUGGCCUAAACAGCGAAAGCACCUCUUGCUAAGAGCGGAGAACAUGCUACACACUUUGGCACUUCCAAAACCUCAGUGUUGGUCACUUGGUCCUGUCAUUGAAUUCGCAAAGUGCGACACAGACAUUUUUGGUGGAACCUGAGUUUCCUCUCCUGACUAGUACAUUUGGUCCACACUUCUUUACAAUAUAGGAGCGUACGGAGCACAUAUGCCUGAUAGAAGCUUAGUUUAAUGCCUUCAGUUAGUUUUUUUUAUAUAUAUUAAGAACUUACAAUUCUUUAAGUUUAAGCAAAAUGCACCCAAAAAAUGUGUUAUAAUAAGAGGUAUUGCUGUGACAUUUUUUUAUAUUGGCUUAACAUAAAAAUUUAUAUUUGCAGGUUCAACAAAUUAACGGAGCGUUUCUUUAAAAACAGUGCAUGGCCAGAGGCUGAGGUAGUCGCCCCUAUUGUUGGACAUGGUAAUGAAUUAUCGUUAAAUUAGUCAAUGUAAAUAUUUGUAUACAUUUUAUUUAGAAUUUAUUAAUUAGGGCUUACUAAUUUUGUCCAUAAUAUUUUUCGUCGUCAGACAAGCGCUUCCUUAUCUUGUACAAAGAGCUGUAUUAUCGUCAUGUUUACGCAAGAGUUUCAGUAAGUUAUUUUAAGCCACUCAACUCUACUGUUUUGCAUUUGUUUAUUGAUGCUCGGCAAUGUGUAAUUUGCUAAUUAGAUAAUAUUAUUAUGGGGGGUUCAGCCUGUCACAAGGCUUUUUUUUUUUUUAACUUUUUUUUAAUAAAUCCUUGCCCAAACAAUUUAUGAUUAAAAGUUUAAUGUCUUAGCAUGUGGCGUUUUUGGAUUCAAACAUGUCUUCUUUGGAUGAUAGUAAAAUUUUGAAUUUCUCCUAACUUGCUCUUGAAAUGUGAUAGUCUUAUCUAAAAGUGCUGUUUAAAAAAUAUAUCUCUGGUUGACAGAUUUAAAACUUGUUGUUUUUGUUUUUAAAAGGGAGGACCAACUCUGGAACAGCGUUUUCAGUCUUACUACAAUUAUUGCAAUCUCUUCAACUACAUAUUAAGUAUGUUUAUAAAAGAAAUAAUUAAAUGGAUACAUUUUUUUUAUUAUAACACUGGAAUGUGAUAUUUAUUUAGAUUAGUUAAACCAUCAUCUAAAAUAGGAAACUAAAGUAUUAGAUUCAGUGCUAAUGAAAGUGAGAGUUCAUAUCUUUAUUUAAGUGAGCUUGGAUUAGUUUUAAAUUGAAGGUAUUUAUGUAUUGUUUCAACGGCCCACUAGUUUGUAAUUUUUUUUAAAAAACAAAACCAAGACUACCGGUAACAAAAAAUUUGAGAUAUAUUGCAAAUGACAUGAAGCACAAUGAACAGCAACAUUUCCAUUUGCAUAGAUGCUGAUGGACCUGUUCCCCUGGAGUUGCCUGACCAGUGGUUGUGGGACAUAAUUGAUGAAUUCAUCUAUCAGGUAAAAUUCUACACUAUAGAAUUAUUCCUAAACAUAAUUGUAUGUGCUGUCACUAUAAAAAUUAUUUUAAAACACUCAAGCGCCAAAAAGUGAGUCUUAAUAGAAUAAAAGAAAUGUAUAUUCAUAUAUAGAUUUGGUAUAUAAAUUUAUAUAAUAUAUUGAACAAGUACCUUUAUUACAAAAUUUAGGCUUUCAAAUUUCUUUUUAGUUUCAAGCAUUCAGCAUCUUCCGUCACAAGCUGGCUAACAAAAAGACUGAGGAUGAAAUUGAGCUUCUAAGAACCAAUCCAAAGGUAAACUUUUUGAAAACUUAUUCAGACACAUCAAUGUAUUGACCCUUUAGCUGUCAAGUCAUUUUUACCAUUUUCAUAUGCUUUGUCAAAAAUGGAAAAAUCUCAUGCUAAAUGAAUUCAGAGACCCUUGCAAUAAUAUAUCUUCUGAAAGAACAUGGGGCACCGAAUCUUAUGGUAUGAAAAGAACCCAACCUAAUUCUCCAUAAAUUAUUCAAACUAUCUUGAAAUCAAGUUUUUUACCUUCUACAAGCAAUAUUCUUUUAUUGAUAUUUUAUUUAUAAUAAAAAUUAUAAUUUUGGUGAAUUUAUUACAUUUACUACCUUCAAAUUUCUGUCAUACAAUUUACACGAGGGAGAGGAUGAAAUGAGUUCAAAAAUUCCUUUUCAAUUGAAGUUAUUCAAUCCAAUUUUUUUAAUUAACUAAUACUCAUGAGCAUACACAAAUAUAAAUCUCUUUAGGUUAGGUAUUAGGAAUCUAAUAAUUUAGCAUAUAUCACAUCCAAAUUAUCACAAAACAAGCCCUGAUAAAAGCGUGUUAACGCACUGAUAUAAACAGUAAUGGGAAGCAAACUCAUUUGUAUAGAAUGAUUUCCCCUUAACCAAAAUGCAUUAAAUCAUUUUCAUCUUUGAUGACAGGCGAACAAUUUGCAAUGACAACACAGAAAUGGGUCUAGUGCAGUGGUUCUCAACCUUUCUAGUGCCGCGACCCCUUAAUACUGUUUCUCGUGUCGUGGCGACCCCCAAGCCACACAAUUAUUUUCGUUGCUACUUCAUAGCUGUAAGGAUAUAUGUUUUCAGAUGGUCUUAGGCGACCCCUGGAAAAGGGUCCCGGGACCCCCAAAGGGGUCGCGACCCACAGGUUCAGAACCGCUGGUCUAGUGGCUGAUGAUCAAUGUUGAAAUAAUCAGACCUGUUUAUGAUUUUUGCGUACAAUGUACUAUUUUGAGAUGACUUUUUCGAUUGUACGCCAAAACCUGUAGUACUACAAUUUUAAGAGACCGGGUUGAAAAUACAUACGUUACUGUAUUUUUUUCCGAUUAAAAAAUAUAUACAUGAAUUUUAAAAAGUACAUUUUCGGUUGCUUGUUUUAAUUUGCAUUCUACGUCCAGCAGUGUGUGGAUCGAGAAAUAUGAUUGGUUGGGGACCAUCUAUAAUUAUAUUAUGUUUGACCUGAGAGGCAAAAAGGAGUGGUGUUGGUUUAGGAUAUUUUUUUCUGUAUAGGCAGCGGGUCUAAAUAUUAAAUGUAUAAAACACUGCGACUUUUUUGUAACGUUAGUGGGUGGGGCCAUGGCAGAAAGUAUGUGCGUUAUUCAACAAUUCUACAAUAUUCAUCCCGAAGUUCUAAAACUAAAAAAAUAGCAUAUUUAUAUCUUGAAUGCUGUAAUAUAUCACCCUAUGUUUAGUGGUAGUAGGUAUUAUUGUGGUGAUGUUGCCCUGUAUUUUCCCAAAUGAACUCACUAGCUUACUCAGAUAGUACUCAGUAGUAGAGAUGUUACAGUAAUAGUUAGUCCACCGUCCCACGGUCUGUUCAACAUGCUUGUGAUGCAUAUUUUGUUGUGCUACGCCAGUGGUUCUAAAAUUUUAGUUCCCUGGCACCCAUGCCAAAUUUAGGUAUUCUCUAGGCUUUCUGUGUGUACACUUCGAACUUGCGAAUUCAUAAGCAAAAUAAAAUAAAGGGUUGGGUAAAAAUAAAUAUAACAUGUAUGAAGGUCACUAAGCACCAUCUAGUAGCUGCAAACAGUAGUUACUCAAGUGGGUUACUGUUUGCACUACCACCGAAAGUUGUCACAUUGAAUUUAAAGUAGAAAUAAAAAUUAUGAAAAUUGUGUAAUAUUUCGAAACAACCCUGUGAGGAAGCUGCAGCAACCCAUGUAGAAAGAUGUUCAUCCCUCAUGUAUAAUUUAUUGCGCCCUUUAUCUUUGAUAAGUAAAUGGGAUUUUAUAGUUAAAUUCACGAGAAGGUCCUUUCUAAAGACGAUUUUUGGCUCCUGUUGCUCUUUGCCCCACACUCAUGGCCCUUCUCGAGGGCAGCGAGCACCCAGGGUGAUGCAGUGUAUAUUCUGGGAACCGCUGGUCCCACUGAAUUGUCAGUCAAGAAAAACCAUGUCACAUUUCGAAUACUGUAACAUCAAAAAUAUAUAAAGAUUAUUCUUAGUAAAAAAAAAAAAACGGGUAUGCGUGCAACCAGGUGUGAGUGUAAAAUUUUGACUUUUUUUUGCGCACAUACAAUGGCCCCUACUUACGUCUUUUUGCUUCUGUUUGUAUGACAUAAUUUUGUGACAUAAUUAUUUCUUACGAUGACCACAGAGAGUACAGAAAAGGAGAAAACUAAAGAAUGCAUUCUCAACUGUUCUGCCCGGCAAAUAUAGAUUUUAAGAAACGUACAAAACAUAUGUAUGAUUAUUAAUACCCCCUCUUCCUUUGACCCAUUUACAAGUUGUGGUAGUAAUCUGACUGUAAUAUGUUAACGGUAAAUAGGUAUAAUGGAUAUUGAUUCUUAUUUUUUCAAAUUAACAGCUUUUCCUAAAAAUAAAUCUCAAGUUAUUUGGUAGGUUUUUUUUAAUGAUGCCCAAAUUUGCUAAUUAAUUCUUAUUUUAAUAAAUUUUAUUUUAUGCUCAUCUGACUUCGAUAAUGUGAUCUGAACGUUCACCUAAAUAUGAAUAGAUAUCUAUAACAGAUACACCUCUAUAAAACAAAGUGACUGCAGUUUGCAAUAUAAACGUCAGUCAUCCACUUUUUACCUUCAGUUACCCUUAACUUGAUAAUACUUGACACACGAUGCCAGUAGUUAUUGUAUUGAUGCGAGUAUUUGCUAUUAAAAUUCUGAACUGUACGAUUUUGAGAUGACAUUGUACGAUUUUAGAGGUCUGAGGAUUAACAGGUCUGAAUAAUUCUGCGAAAUAUAGUUAUAUAUAAGCUUCAUAAUGUUUUUAUCCUGAGGCGGAUCAGAAUCUUGUGUAAAAGAAAAUUAUGAAACAUUAACAGAGUAUAUUAUAUUAUUUUAAAAGCUUGAAUAAAUACUGUGUCGUAAGUAAUAAAAGUUAUAGAUUGUGUUUUAAAUGUUUCAGAUUUGGAAUGUUCACAGUGUGCUUAAUGUGCUUCACUCUCUUGUUGAGAAGUCAAACAUUAACAAACAGCUAGAGGUCUACACAAGUGGUGGUAAGUUUUAAGUACUUAUUUAAGAUUAUCCAGAUGAUAUAGCUUGAUUUUUUUGUAUAUCUCUUUUGUUAUGUAACUUUUUCUUUUGGUGUCUUCUUGUUUCAAAUUUUAGGGGACCCAGACAGUGUUUCAGGAGAGUUUGGACAGAACUCUCUCUAUAAAAUGCUGGGUUACUUCAGCCUUGUAGGACUUUUGAGACUUCACUCUCUCCUGGGGGACUACUACCAAGCACUUAAAGUGCUUGAAAAUAUUGACUUCAACAAGAAGGUAAGCAUAAUUAAGACUUCUCCAUAUCAAUUUAAAAAAUAAUGUCCACCCAUCAAACAAUAAUUUCCAGACUGGUUUACUCAUAUUAAAAUGGUAUAAUUUAUAUAAUAACAUCAUUUCUUUUAUUAUUAUAUUUAUAUUUCUAGAGUUUGUACUCAAGAGUUCCUGCCUGUCAGAUCACCACAUUCUAUUAUGUAGGCUUUGCUUAUAUGAUGAUGCGGCGCUAUCAGGAUGCUAUCCGUACUCUUUCUAACAUCCUGUUGUAUAUACAGAGGACAAAGACCAUGUUUCAAAACAGGACACAGUUAUAUGAUCAGGUAGGUUAACAUUUUUCACUUAUUAAAACAACUACUUUAAUUAUAAUUUGAUAGCCAAAUGAAACCAUACAUUUUUUAAUAUAUAAUGCUAAUUUGCUAUUAAUAUGUUGUAUUGUAUAGAUAUCAAAGAUGAAUGACAAAAUGUACACUCUACUGUCUAUGUCCCUGGUCCUCUACCCCAUGAGAAUAGAUGAGAGUGUGCACUCCCAUCUGAGAGAAAAAUACCAAGAUAAAAUGAACAGAAUGCAGAAAGGGUAACAAACAGAUAUAUUUACAAAAUUAGUAGUUGUUUUUGAAGUAUUUAAGUCGAAUUUCCAGAUUUUACAUGUUGCUACAUAGUUUUUUAGUUCAAAAAAUGUUUAAAUCUUUUGAACUUUGCAGGGAAAUGCAAGAGUUUGAAGCUUCAUUCUCCUUUGCCUGUCCAAAGUUUUUGUCACCUGUACCACCCAACUAUGACACAGAGGGCUCAGCAAAUUUAUUCAAGGUUUGAAACUAUACUCUAUUAAAAUUGUAUUUGGGUUUUUAAUUCAUUGUAUUAAAAUUCAUCUACUUUUUUGUAAAUAUACACUUCUCCUAAAAUUCAUUUCUAGUUUACAUGCUAAAUUAAUAUUAAGCAUGUAAAUUAAAAUUAAUAGGAUAUUUGAUUUUUUUUUCUUCUAUUAUUUAGGAGCCUUAUCAACUUCAGCUUUUGGUAUUUAAAGAUGAGGUACAGCAACAAAUUCAAGUCCCUACAAUUCGAAGGUAAUUUUCAGCCUAAUGAAAGAAAAAGCAUUAGUUUUAUUGCCAUGACUUGAGUAAUUAUUAUUUCUCUAAAAUUCAUGUUUCCCCUUACAGGAUAUUGUAAUCGUUAUAUUUUGUGUUGAUAUAAGAUAUUUUGUAACAUGAUUUAUGUUGUAUAAAAGAUUAAUUUAUUCAUUUUUUGCUGAAAGGCUUAGGCAAUAAGAAUAAGAUAGCAUAUUCUUUUAUUGCAGAAAAUAGUUAUGGUACCAUCAUAUAGUUUAUUUCUUUUUCAAUACUGGGACCAUGAAUUAGGCUAAAAAUGGUUCAUUUAGGAAUAUUGAGAGAAAAAAGAUUUUGAUAAUCUUCUUUGAGUCUUAAAUACCGGUAUAUAGUUUUAAUCACUUUGCUUCACUCCCAAAAAAAUGAAUACAAUUUUUUUUUUUCCCUUUCAUUCACUGAACUAAGGUUUUAUUUAAAGUGAGUAUUCAUAAAAUAUGUUUAUUUUGUUUGCAGCUACCUGAAGUUAUAUACUACACUGCCCAUUUCAAAACUGGCAACAUUUAUGGAAAUGGUAUUUUCUUAUUUAUUGUUCAUUAUCUAAUCUGUAUAUUUUAAAUUCAAAGAGCAAUUUUUAUGUAAUGUAAUGACACAAAAAUUUAACCAAAGAAAUUUAAAAUAAAGUGUCAUUUUAUUUAUUUUCAGAAAGAAGAUGAGCUUUGCACUCAGCUGAUGUGCUUUAAGGUGAGGUUUGGUGAAAGUUCUAUUAUGAACUGUAAUUUUGAUCCUCCAAUUUAAAAUUUUUAUCACUGUCACAGAUAUCAUUAUGAAUGUAUGAACCACUAAUGGGAGAAAAGUAAUAUUCAUAUACUUAAUAUUUAUUGGGCAUAUUAUACAGUAACAGAGUGUUGGGACUUGCGAGGACUGGCCAAACAGAGUGUUUAAUUUAAAAAAUGAGAAGAAAAUAAUGAGGUGGAGCGUGUACAGAGACACUUGACAGUUUAUUGAGAUUUUAUUAAUAACAUUCUCAAGAAAAAUAUUAUUUUAUGAAGUGUAAUAGGAAUCGAAAUUUGUAUGAUGUGAUUCGCAGUAUAUUUAUUAUUUUGGAUAUAAUUAGUCACUGUUUGAACCACAUCAUUUUGGGUAUUUUUUACAACUAAAUAUAACAGUGACUUGGUCACUAUUACUUGCCAUUAGUGGUUCACACAUUUAUAAUGAUAUCUGUGACAAACGCUAAAAUUACUUAGAUUUUCAUUAGGCAUUAGAAUAACUUCUACUUUUUUUUAUUUCAAUAUUAAUUCAGAAUUAAAUAAUUGAAUAAUUUAUUUAAAUCAAAUUUUGCUUCCUAAAAAUUAAUUGGUUUUUAAGUUUUGGCCAAUUUCAUUCAUCUUCAGCAUAAAAUGAAAAAUUUGGUUUGGACAAAAGGAACAAGUGGACUUGAGGGAGAGUUUCAGUCAGCUUCAGAAGUAGACUUUUACAUUGACAAGGUAUAUUAUGGCUGAAUGCCCACCCCCCACCCCUUUUUUUUUAUUAUUUUUUUUUUUAUUUAAAACAUAUAAAUAGAGAGAGGAUACUUUUGCAUAAUGUGAAAUGUUUGAAAGUAGUGUUGUAAUCUAUUGCAAAGUAGCAGAAUAUAAGAUUUUUAAAUUUUCAUUUUGUUUAAUGUUUAUGCUGCACCUAAGAAAGUUUGACUUCUCUAUCUCUGACCAAUAUCAUCUGUCUUCACUUGAUAAAUUUCACUGAUCUGUUUCUUUUAGUGUUCAAAAUUCUUUUCUUAAAAGAUAAUGUUUCUUUCCAUAAUUUUUUUUAAUAUCAACUUUCAGCUAAUUAAUAUUUUAAAACUACCUCUCACAGAAUAUGAUUCAUAUAGCUGACACCAAAGUGGCACGUAGAUAUGGUGACUUCUUUAUUAGACAGUUUCAUAAAUUUGAUGAGGUAAGAUGAAAAUUUUAAGCUUACUAUUGGCACGGUUAAUUUUGAAUAUGUGUACUGGUACAUUUAGUAGAUGCAUCACUACAAGCAGGGCUUGAAGGUAAACAAAAUACAUGACAUAAGAGCAGACAGAUGAAACCAUUUAAAUAAGAAACCACACUUUUGAAAAAGUACAUCAGUUCAAAUAUCAAGGAUGUUAUAAACAAUUAAAGAAAUUAUCAACAGAAAUAAAAGAAAAAAAUAUUUUCCAGAAACAGGCCACGUUCUUCAGUUGUCACAAAAUACUUAAAAGUUAAAAACAUUACAAUUACACCAAAAGAAAACCACUAAAUAUAAAACUAUAAUCAGACCAGUAGAAACAUACACCAGUAAAACUUGGACCCUAACAAAACAGCAGAAAACCUAUUAAACACAUGGGAGAGGAAAGUUCUGAAAAUAUACAAACCAACACCAAAGAUGAAUAUGGAUGGAGAAUACAAACCAACCUGGAAUUGCAUUGAUUACCGUACAUCAGAAUCCCAUGCUAGUAACAGAAAUAAAGAAGGGCAAGCUGCGCUUGACGCGGAGAACGAAUGAUGGAGGGGUGAAGAGGGUGCACCACUAAAACCCCAGAGGAAAAUGGCUCAGACCUUGGCUUAGAUGGGUGGAUGAUGUGAAAACAGUUCUAACACAGCUGAAAAUUUAAGCAUAGAAAAGAAAGGUGUCAGGUCUGAGUGGGAAAAAGUGGUGAGGCAGGCCAAAACCCUAUACAGGCUGUAGCACCACUUGGAUGGAUGGAUAGAUUUACCGGUACAGUUUGAGUUCAUUUUGUUUAAGAGGGUGGUGGUGUCUAGUAUAUAACAAUGGAAAAACAAUCUUUUUUUUUCUUGCUUGUUUCAGAUAAUGCGCUCACUGAAGUCUGCAUAAAUGGAUACUGCAAUGUUCAACAGGUUUCAUCAUCUGAAGUGAUUGCAAUUUCCUUUUCUUUUUUUUUUUAACUUAUCUGGUUGUAGGUGUCAUGUCAUUAAAAGAUCAAUGUUAAUGCAAAAAAUGAGGUUUUGAAAAAAAGGGUUUAAAUAACUUAAUAAACUGCCUCCCAACUUUCAUAAAAGAGACUGAUUAGCAUGUGUAUAACCAGUUCUAGGUGAGUAACUAUUCAUAUUCUCCUAAUGUUUAAUUUGACCAAUCCAUCAAAAAAUUACCCAUCCAUCAAAAAAUUAUGACAAACAGCAUAUGUGCAUACAUAACAUUUGAUUACAAAAUUAUAUAAUAUGCUUUUAUUAUUACAAAAAUAUAAUACAUACUUUUAUUAUUUCUAACUUCAUUAGCAUGAAAGCACAUUUUAAGCACUCAACUAAAAUACAUUGUUAUUUUACCAUUGUAAUGACUAAAUCAAAUGAGUGCAGAGCCAUUUUCUGUAAUUUAACGCUACAGGACAUUUUCUAUAUGCUUUUAUUAAACAUGAUCUUUUUAAGGCGUAAAGACAAGUCCAGAUCAUUAUUAAUUGGUGGUGUUGUCUAAAAAUUUCUAAAAUGUAUCCUUUAUUACUUUUUUUUUGUGUUGCACAGAUCAGUAAUAAAGCUUUAGAAAUCUUAA
Lymnaea stagnalis (great pond snail) is the source of this 14775-nucleotide messenger RNA. Lineage: Eukaryota; Metazoa; Mollusca; Gastropoda; Lymnaeidae. The record is from the annotation of a GenBank genome assembly.